GCCGCCUUGUGGCCGCCGACGGAUCCUCGUUCCCGCCUUCUUCCUCCUCCUCCCGGUAUCACCGGGGCCCCGCCUGGGAGCGGUCUGGGCCUCACAGGGGCAGCCCCGGUCCCGGUAACCACGGAGCCCGGGAAGGGCCCCUCCCCCCACCCCGCGACCUACAAGGCCUAGCUGCGCCGCGGCCUCCACUACUGCCAGGCGCGACCGCCCUCUGCCGGCAGCGGGCGGCGCUGGGCGAGGCGGAAAGCGGCGGUGAGAUAUAUCCCGGCAUGCUGUGCGCGCGCAAAGCCCGCUGGGAAAUGUAGUCCGGUAGAUAGACUCACGAGAACUACGAGUCCUGGCGUGCCCCGCGGCCGGAGCGGAUAUCCGGCGAGAGGAGGCGGGCUGAUCCCUAGCCAGCACCGGGGGGAGCGGGCUACGGAGCGGGACCGCCAUGAUCCGCUUCAUCCUGAUCCAGAACCGGGCCGGGAAGACCCGCCUGGCCAAGUGGUACAUGCAGUUUGACGAUGAUGAGAAGCAGAAGCUGAUCGAGGAGGUCCACGCCGUCGUCACUGUCCGUGAUGCCAAACACACCAAUUUUGUGGAGUUCCGCAACUUCAAGAUCAUUUACCGACGCUAUGCGGGGCUUUACUUCUGCAUCUGCGUCGACGUCACCGACAACAAUCUGGCUUACCUCGAAGCCAUCCACAACUUCGUGGAGGUCCUCAAUGAAUAUUUUCACAACGUUUGCGAGCUCGACUUGGUCUUCAACUUCUAUAAGGUCUACACGGUGGUGGACGAGAUGUUCCUGGCUGGGGAGAUCCGGGAGACAAGCCAGACCAAGGUGCUCAAGCAGCUCCUGAUGCUGCAGUCACUGGAGUGAGCCGGGACCAAACUGCACCCCCCAGCCUUCCUCCCCCCCCCCCCCCUUCCUCCUCGGACCCCCCAGGGGGGCGGCGUGGGGGUCUUGGUAUCGUGUGUGUUGUUGCCCUCCCCCCGCUUCUCCAUGUCUCCGUCAUCGUGUUGUGAAUAAACAUGAUUGUGAUGUG
Molecule: messenger RNA, 1028 nt
Organism: Aquila chrysaetos chrysaetos
Lineage: Eukaryota; Metazoa; Chordata; Aves; Accipitriformes; Accipitridae
Gene: AP2S1
Product: adaptor related protein complex 2 subunit sigma 1
Exons: 5
Coding region: 434-862 (142 amino acids)
Biological process (GO): intracellular protein transport; clathrin-dependent endocytosis
Cellular component (GO): AP-2 adaptor complex; membrane coat; intracellular membrane-bounded organelle
Molecular function (GO): clathrin-cargo adaptor activity
Source: RefSeq, a predicted model, not a curated record